Molecule: messenger RNA, 909 nt
Organism: Anoplophora glabripennis (Asian longhorned beetle)
Lineage: Eukaryota; Metazoa; Arthropoda; Insecta; Coleoptera; Cerambycidae
Product: enhancer of split mbeta protein-like
Exons: 1
Coding region: 1-819 (272 amino acids)
Biological process (GO): regulation of transcription by RNA polymerase II; anterior/posterior pattern specification; regulation of neurogenesis
Cellular component (GO): nucleus
Molecular function (GO): protein dimerization activity; DNA-binding transcription factor activity, RNA polymerase II-specific; RNA polymerase II cis-regulatory region sequence-specific DNA binding
Source: RefSeq, a predicted model, not a curated record
AUGGAGCGUACCCGCCAUGCCAUCCGUCCUUUUCUCUAUUCUCAUAGACGCAAAUCGUACCCUGUGCUGCACGGUUCCCACGACUCGAGCUUCCCUCAGCUCUGCACCUGGCCCCCGACCCCUAUAAAACUAAAAUUCUUCCAGUUAGGAAGCCAUUCAGAGUCGAACGCUCUCAGUAGUUGCUUCGAGUGUACCUUCGCCAGUGCCUUACAGUCGAAAAUGUCUUCUUACGCCGUCUUGCCUUGCGAGGACCAGUCGCAGCCCAUAUCCCGUACUAUGCAGUACAGGAAAGUGAUGAAGCCCAUGCUAGAAAGAAAACGCAGAGCGAGAAUCAACCGCUGUUUGGACGAACUCAAAGAACUCAUGGUGUUCGCCCUCGCCACCGACGGGGAUAACGUCUCCAAGCUAGAAAAGGCGGAUAUCCUAGAACUCACAGUCGCCCACCUUCAAAAGUUGAAACGUCAGCAGCGGCUAUCCGCGAAUCCCACCCUGGAAGCGGAUAGAUUCCGUUCUGGUUUCACCACCUGUGCCAAGGAGGUGUCCAAGUGCCUAGCGUCCACCCCUGGGGUCGACAUCCACUUGGGUACCAAGCUCAUGACCCACCUCGGCCACAGUUUGAAAAAAAUGGACAAAGUGUCUCCGUUAAUUGUUGACGUGCCUAGUGCCUACACUCCUCCGGCUUCUCCCGCUCAUGAGGACGUCCACCACGAUCAGUACUCGAUACCCUUGACGCCUUCUUCCUUGAGGAAUUCGCCUAGCCCUAUGGAUUAUUCUUCAGUGAACACGCAGAAAUCCGAAUCCGUUUGGAGGCCUUGGUAAAAUUUAAGAGACAUUUGUUUUCGUUCUUUCAAUUUGCUCAAUAUUUUGGCUUUAACAUUAGAUUAAUAUUUUUCAAAGCUUUAAUUAAUA